Drosophila melanogaster (fruit fly) is the source of this 1630-nucleotide messenger RNA. It is a transcript of the gene TTLL1A, whose product is annotated as tubulin tyrosine ligase-like 1A. Gene Ontology annotation, molecular function: tubulin-glutamic acid ligase activity; ligase activity. The transcript has 4 exons. The record is from RefSeq and is marked reviewed. Lineage: Eukaryota; Metazoa; Arthropoda; Insecta; Diptera; Drosophilidae. The coding region runs from base 81 to 1571 and encodes 496 amino acids.
AAGUACGAUCGCUUCAAAAUUAGGCAAAAUUCUCAGUUAUCAGCAUAAAGAGGGGCAGUAUCUAAAAUACAACCACCCAAAUGAGCACGCGAAGACAGACCAGUCCUCUGAGGAAUCUUCGCCAGAAAUGCGGCGGCAGUUGCACUAGUGACGAUGACCUGCCUGAGGUCAAGUUAAUCACCCAGCCCAUCAAUGGUCUGCAUUACAUCCGGAAUCGACUGAGACCACCGAAAUCCCGAAACGGCAUUUACUACAGCACAGAUUGGGACAAGUCUGCGCUGGUCAGCAAUUUCCAGAAAAGAGGUUGGCUACAGGUGCCCUCCUUUAAUGGCGAAUGGAACUUCUAUUGGGCGUGCACCCAGAAUUGUCGCUACAUCUUCGGCAUCGAUCAUCCAUAUCGCAUGCGAUCAGAUCAAGUCAUUAACCACUUCCCGAACUCCAUUGAGCUGUCGCGCAAGGAUUUGCUAAUCAAGAACAUCAAGCGCUAUCGCAAAGAUCUGGAGCGACGUGGCGAUCCGUUGGCUCAAAGCCAUCCACCGGAUACGAAACUGGGCAUAGGCGGUACCCGUUACAAGCACCUGGACAUCAUACCCAUGACCUUUGUCCUCCCCUCCGAUUACCAAAUGUUCGUCGAGGUCUUCCAUCGCAAUCCGGCCAGCACGUGGAUAGUGAAGCCAUGCAGCAAGUCCCAGGGUGUAGGUAUCUAUCUGGUCAACAAGUUGUCCAAACUGAAAAAAUUCGCAUACGAUGCGCGCACCUUCUAUCCGCAAAUCAACCGGGACACCUGCGUCAUUUCCAAGUACAUCGACAAUCCACUGCUGAUCGGCGGCAAGAAAUUCGACCUGCGACUCUUCGUCCUUGUGACCACAUUCAAUCCGCUCAAGGCUUAUCUCUAUAAGGAGGGUUUCUGCCGUUUUUGCACCGAGAAGUACGACGAAACUGAGAUUGAUAACGUGUUUAUGCACUUGACGAACGUCAGCAUCCAGAAAACGAAUCAAGAGUACAAUUCCAUCCAUGGUGGCAAAUGGCCACUCCAGAAUCUGUGGCUGUACUUGGACAGCCUGCGAGGCGAGGGCGUUUCGGAUAUGCUGUGGAGCCGCAUCACCGCCACCAUCAGGCACUCCUUGGACGCAGUGGCUCCGGUGAUGGCCAACGAUCGUCAUUGUUUCGAGGUCUAUGGCUAUGACAUAAUCAUUGAUAAUAACCUGAAGCCCUGGCUGAUCGAGAUCAAUACAUCGCCGUCCAUGCACUCGACCACCACGAACGACCGCAUGCUCAAAUCGCGGCUAAUAGACAACGUUCUGGAUGUGGUGGUUCCGCCGAAUUGUAUGCCAAAUGAGCACUGGGAUAAAACGCCCAAUCCAGAGUUGUUAAAAAACUUUACCGUUCUGAUGCCCAUUUCGCCAUGUAAGCCCAAGGAGCAAGUCCCCGUUCGACGCAAGGGCAGAUUAUCGAAGAAAAAGAAGUCCAAGUCCACUACUGCAUCUUCAGGUAUUUGCUCAUUUACUCCACCGCCCGCCGAAGGAGAGACCAAAAUUAAAAGGUCUAACAAAGUAGUAAAACGGUUGUGAUGCUGUGAAACCAAAUCCUUACUCGUCGGGUGGUUGUCAAUGAAAAUUGGUUGUUUAUG